AUGGGUGCCCAAUGGAGUGUCUAUUACUCCUACACCUUGGGCGAACCUUUCGAAGUUGCCUCCGAUAUUUGGGAAAUUUGCCCGGCAGCAAGAAAAGACGAUGAUGAGGAAUUUACAGUGUUUAUACAUGAUAAAGAAGAGCAUCAGAAUAGCGGAGUUGACUUAGCAAUUAAAGUGAGAACUUUAAUAUGUUUUAUGCGUAUGUUUAUAUAAAAAUGACAAAUAAGUGAAUAUUGAGAUGUAAUGAUUCUCAUCGAUUAACCAAAUAGUAUUUAUAAUUUAUUAAUGUAGCAGUAAAAUCAUUUUGAAUUUGGAAGUUAUUUACAUCGAAGAUCAAUAUAUUAACUUAUACAAUGUGUCACUUUGUUACUUUCUGUCUAAUGCCAGACAAUUUUACUUGUUAAGGGGGGACAUGCCUGGGGUUAAUACUUGAACCUUUAAGGCCAAUUAAAAAUAAUUUUGGUCUUUUGUAGUAUUUGCGAACAUUGCGUCAUCCGGGUUUACUAAAAUGUCAUGAGCUGUUUGAUGAGCCGACAGAGGUGGCUGUUGUUACCGAGGCUGUCCUACCAUUGGCUGAUGUGAUUGCUGACCUUCAUAUAUUUGAAGUGAUUGCUGGAAUACAUGAUAUCAUUGUCACACUCACUUUCCUACAUGACAAGGUAGUCCAUGGUGGUCCAGUGUAGGUAGUAUUCUACAAUAAGUUGUUGUGGUUUGUGCUUGAACUACCUGAAAAAGAUAUCUCAAACAUGGUUGUUGGUAGUUUUCUACAAUAAGCUGCCGUGGUUUGUGUCUGAACUGCCUGAAAAAGAUAUCUCAAACAUGCUGGUCCAGUGUAGAUAGUAUUCUACAAUAAACUGUCGUGGUUUGUGUCUGAACUACCUGAAAAAGAUAUGAUAAUCUCAAACAUGGUGGUCCAGUAUAGGUAGUAUUUUACAAUAAGCUGUUGUGGUUUAUUGUGUCUGAACUACCGGAAAAAGAUAUCUCAAAUGUGGUGGUCCAGUGUAGGUAGUAUUCUACAAUAAAAUGUUGUGGUUUGUGUCUGAACUACCUGAAAAAGAUAUCUCAAAUGUAGUAGUCCAGUGUAGGUAUAGUAUUCUGCAAUAAGUUGUUGUGGUUUGUGUCUGAACUACCAAAAACAUGAUACCGUACCUCAAAUGUGGAGAUCCAUUGUAGGUACCGUACUGUAGUAUACUAAGAUAGGCUGACAGGAGCUUGAUUUCUGUAAAUAAUAUAGUUUGCCUUGAUCACAUCCAAGAAACCUGUUAAUUGUUUGACAUUCCCAACAUUCAUGCUUUGUGCCAGCGUAGGGUCUAAAAAAAAAUACCUGUGGUUCCAGUUUCCAAACAGACCCUAUUUUUUUCUGCCGACCCUAUUAUUUUUUCAACAUGAUUGACCGUGUGACCCUAUUUUCUCUGAGUGGUUGCGGGCUGCUCAUACAGCGUGCCAAAAUGAUGUCUGUUGUCACAAUAAUUAUUGAACCAAAUUGCCUAAAUUUGUCCAUAGGAACUACGCAUCUCUAGUUAAAUUAAUAUUGAUGUCUGGACACUACUGAAAAUUGCCCAGCAAAAAAAACACCAAAACCAUGAAAAAAUUAUUCAAAAAAAAUUUUAUUUCUGACCUACCUACCCUAAUUUUUUCGUGAUAUGAAAUCUGAACCACAGGUAUUUUUUAGGCAUAGGCAAUGGCAAUAACACCAGAAAGCUUAGGAUUGAAAGAGAUUUAUCUAGCUGAAAAAUACAAGCAAAACUUUGAUGUUUCAAGCAAAGGCUGUUUAUCAGGAAAUUACUAUCCUUUCAAAUGAACCCUAAUCAUGUUUUCUCCAGGUACUCAUGAUGCAAUCGAUUUCCUUUGUUGUAGUGCAAGCUCUCUCAUAACAACUUAUCGCUGGACUCUGUAUUUGUUGGUCAAAAUGAUGCUUGCUGGAAGAUUGCUGGAUUUGAAAACAUGUGUUCAUUUAGUGAGAUUGCCAAGGAGGUGAAUAUCUUAUUAUCUUAGCUUCAUUUUUACACUCAGGCUUGUUGUUAUUGAGAUUAUGACAAAUAAACACUGUCAAAUUGCAUUUUGGUGUAUAUUUGCAGAAGUUAAUGAACGACAGUCUUGCUCAUGCGAAAGAUGCAUUGGGUUUGGGGAAACUUAUCUGUGACAUUUUAGAGCAGGUGGAUUUAUCAGGUACAGUACUGAGUAGAGGAAAACACUACUCAUACAGUUCAGUCUUUAUUUAAGCUUGGUCUCCAUAUGACCGUAUGGUCUCCAUAAACUUAUGUCUUAUGGUCUCCGUAAAGACUGAGUCACAUUGUUCUCAACAGGUGAAAAUACAACAGUUUAGAACUGAAAAUACAGUAGGCAGAGUGGUUAUACCUAGAGAAUAGUGCCUGCCUGUGAUGAUUUACUCACAUGUAUGUGGUUUAUAGGUAAAAAAAAAAACUAUAAUUAUAAUCUGGCUGUUGGGAAAGACUGACUCUAUCUUUAUGACUGUUACCACUAUAUGGGAACUUGUUUCUAAUAGUACCUUGACAAUUAAGCCAGCACUGACUCUAUUUCAUGUGUUGGUUGUUGUUCAAUCAUGAAUGAUGUAUUUCAUAUUCUGUCUAUAUUGUAGAUGAGUUGUCUAUCACUAAUUUCCAACAAAGAAUACAACAGGACAUUGUGGAGGCAAGCUUAGAGGUAUGGGAAACAGGUCUAACCAGGGGGGUACCAGAAUACAAAUAUGCUCCAUAAUCCUGGUUCAAUAUACAAGUAGACCUAUUAGAAUCCAGGCCACGUCUGUCUGCCUGAGUACAUAAUAUUGGGAAAAUUUGUGAUACUUUAUACCCAUAUUUCAACCAAUUUUAACAAUAAUCAAAAGUAUAUCAAAAGUAAAAUGGUCUAAUAUCAAAAGUAUAUCAAAAGUAAAAUGGUCUAAAUUCCAAUAUAUACCUGAAACCCUUGACUGGGGGCCCUAGUCUUUUCCUAACAAGCAUUUGUCCAAUAAUGCAUGGGUAGGAAUCUUCCAUAUCAAUUAAAAUAUUUUCGUGCUAAGAGAGAGAAAAAUAUAAGAACCCAUAAAGGAAUGGUGCAUUGCAGCUUAUUGGGCAAAUUUUGUUAUUUUUCAUUUCAGAAAAGACCUGAAGUUAGAAGCCUUUUAGAUGAUGAAAUUUUUCAGUGAGUUCAAUUUUGGAUAUAUACUUUAGUUAUACAUGAAUGAAAAUGUCAGUAUAUUGAAAUAUUGUCUAACUCUAAUCAUGUUAAUCUGUUGUUCUUUAUAGGAACGAAUAUUGUGAAAUUUUAGACUUUCUGAGAAAUAUAACAGUUAAAACCAGCGCAGCAAAAGCCACCUUCUUCAAGACGCUUCAUGAGAGAUUACAUGAAGUACCUCCACAUGUGAUAGCCAACCGACUGCUCCAUCUCUUAUUGUCCCGUUUUGUCCUCAUUGAUCCCAUUGCGGUCAACGUAUUCCUCCCUCACCUUCUAACACCCCACUCAGGUAAGAACUUCAAUUCACAACUUUGGCACACCCAGUGACCUCUAUGUAUAUCUAACAAUAAUUGCACCCUGGCCACCACGACUUUAAUUAAAAUCCCCUGAACCAAGACUUUCUGCAUUUGGUCAAAAUUCUCUAAGUCAGCCUUAGCAUAGUAGAAUCUAUAGUAAAAUCCGGGUAAGCCUAAAUGUCAAUAAGGAUUCAUUUGCAUAUGGCUUGCUAUGAAAGUUUACAUGUCAAAAUGUGCUUUAAAAUUCCCUGAGACAAAUUAAGUGUUUCUGUCACUAUGCGUUUUGAACCUGCCUGAGUCGGUCUAGGAUGAAAAAAGUUUUUUGAAAAGUCAAAAUUUGUUUGAAAUUUUCUAAGUCAGCAUCUGUGGCCCUUUUAUGUUGUAGAUGAUGAUUGCAGCGAAUCCACAGAUAUCCAAUCACUUUUACCCGAGGACUUAUACAGGUAACCAUUUAUCAGAUAUAAAGAUACGAGGCGAAGCCAAGUAUCUUUAGGUCUGAUAAAACACGCACUGCGAAUGUUUUAAAUUGCUUCAAAAACGAUCGAUCUAGUAAGUUCAUUGGCGAAGUAAUUUUCAAAAAAUACGUUGUGUAAGUCGAAAAUAUCAAAGUUAAAGUUUAUGUAAAUCAAGGGAAAUCUCUAUUGCAUAUAAAGAUACAACACGCUCAUGAUUUUUCUUUGUGUUUUCCUCAUAAAUUAUUAAUGAGUUUUUGAAAGUUACUGUUAAAUCUACUGUAUAUAUAACAGUUUGCCACUAUUGCCAGUAGAAUUAUGGUAUUUUUAUUGUGUUUUACAGAGAAUGCUGUAUUCCCAUCUUGGGAAAAUUAUUCGAAGUCAAUGAUCGUCAUGUUCGGCUGAUUUUACUCCAGUAUUUUCAUCUUUACGUUGGAAUGUUUGAUAAAAAUGUUCUCCAGUCUGUCAUUUUACCUGAGGUAAGAAAAUUAAACACUUUAAGGGCAAGAGAAUUAAACAAUAUAGAUGUCUCCGGCAAGUUAGUUACAGAAUAGAAGAAGAAGAUUUAUUACCAAUGACAAAAAUAAUAAGAAAAGAUAAAUAUAACAAGAUAAAUAGAACAAAUUAGGUAAACAGCCAACUAAAGCCCCGUUUACACUACGCUGAAUUUUUGGUACGGCACGGAUAAAUUUGGUACACGUACCACUUUUUUGGUUCUACCUAUUUAGGUAGUCCAAGAACCAGAAAAGUGGUACGUGUACCAAUUUUAUCCGUGCUGUACCAAAAAUUCAGCGUAGUGUAAACGGGGCUUAAGAGACCUUAAGGAAAGCUGCCACGCCAUGAUUUGUCAUCAAUAUAUUUUCCCAGCCAGUGCACUUAUAUGAGAGGCAUUCAUCCACUAUUUUUUUCUCAAUAUUUUGAUGGGGGUGAAUAUCUCUCAUAAGGGCACUGGCUAGCAACAUGGCGACAUCGUUGCAACGGUUACUCCAAACCAAGAAGUCCGCUUUCUCCAUGGCCUGGAUGCCGGAGUAUUAUACACGCUCGCAAAAAAAACCUCACGUCAAAUAUUUCUGCGGAAGCGUGAAACAACCUCCAACAUCUAGGGUACCACCAAAAACAUGGCUACUACAUCUAAUGAAAAAAAUCGACAUUAUUUUCUCACUGUGAUAACUGCAGGUUGAUCACCAUCUGUUGAACAAAUAGUGUUGAAACGCAGGUAUAAUGUUAUUUUCAGCUAAGACUGGGUUUGCAGGACAGUGAUGACGAACUGGUGUCUGCAACGUUUAGUGCUUUACAAUAUUUGGUUCCGUUACUGGGUGCUCACGUUAUUAUUGGAGGGGAGAGACUACGACAAUUCACCGAGCGAAGACCCAAGGUAACUGUAAACUUGGUAAAAAAAAACAUGGUAAACUUUUUUAACAAGACUUAGGCGAGUAUUAAGCAGAUUUGCUCGUUGUUUUUUUUUGUUUUUUAUUAUUUUUUAUUUCGUUGUUGUUGUUGUUGUUGUUGUUGUUGUUGUUGUUGUUGUUGUUGUUGUUGUUGUUGUUGUUGUUGUUGUUGUUGUUGUUGUUGUUGUUGUUGUUGUUGAAAUCGAAAGUUUUUAUUCAUCAGUUUUGACUAGAUAGAAUUUUUUUAUUUCUUAGUUUGAUCCUGGAGAAGAUCUGUUAUCUAGCGGUGAGUAGUCCAUAUCUUCUUUACAAGUUUUCAGAAAUACAAAACUCAUCCAGAAACUCAUUCUUCAGGGAAUGAUUGGACAUUAUUGGACUAAUCUCUUCCUUAUAUUACUCAAACAUUUUAGGAACUCAAGCACGGAGUAUAAGAGCAGAGACAUCGCAUCACAUGACUGCUAAAGUGAAACCAAGUGAAAUACGGAGUAUAAAACCAGAGUCCUCACAUCUCAUGACAACUAAAGUGAAAGAAGGGAAGAGUGAACAAGAGAAGACAGAAGAAAGAGAGAGAAGACGAGAGGAGACGAGACGGAGGAAUGAGGAGAGAAGAAAACAACGACAGAAGACACAGAUGGAAAGAAAGCUAGCAAUGAAAGGUAUUGAUGGCGUGUUUUAAAACGUAUUUUUAAUGGAGGACAUGCACUCAAAGUCUGAAUACCUCCCCCAGCGAAUUAAGUUUUGUAUCGUGCACAAAUUAUACAGUGACCUAAUAGACAAUUCCAUCUAUCGACUAUUUUUUAUCUAGAUAAGAAAGACGAAAUCUAUCAUUAUAGCUCAAAAGAGCAUCCUAAAACAAGAACUAACGUUUCUUCAUUUUCUACACAGUGAAUGUGGUGGAACACGUACAAGAAAACCUCCAAGCGGAGUCUGGGGAAGACUUCCAUUCUUGGGACAAUUUUGAGAAUCAGGAGAAGGAAGAGAGAGGAGGCGAGGUAAUGAGAUAUCCCGCGCUCUGUUUCUGAGUGCUAGACAUAAAGAAAUGUGAUGUUUGUGAUGUUACUCUGAGUGUGGAUACACACCGAGCAAGCUGAAAAGUUUACCUGACCACGAUGGGAAUCGAACCCGCGACCUUUGGGAUACUAGUCCAAUGCUCUUCCAACUCAGAUACGAGGCUCUACCAACUAAGCAACUAAGCUACUUAGUUGGUAGAGCAUUGGACUAGUAUCCCAAAGGUCGCGGGUUCGAUUCCCAUCGUGGUCAGGUAAACUUUUCAGCCUGCCCGGUGUGGAUGCACACUCAGAGUAACAUCACAAACCUCAUAUUCACCUGAGUACAUGACACCAACAUCCACAAAAAAUGUCUAACAUUGUUUCAUUCGUACAUUUAGAUUUCGGACGACUCGGAUCACGGCCGCCCCAGUUCAAGCGAGAUAUCAAUAGACUCUGGUUUCAGUGAAAGACCUCGAAACAUUACUGAACAAACUAGCCCGCGUAGCCCGCUAACCUUGCGAGCAAACAGCGCGGAAGACACGAACAAGUCUCCUCGAGGGAAAGCCAGUUUUGGUAUGAAACUUGGGAAGCCAAAGCAAGGGAACACAAAUAAGGAAAAAGAGAAACGCAUACCUUUGAAAGAUUUGGCAAAACUUGCUAAUGAAAAUAAAGGUUUAGGGGAGAAUAAAGUUGAAAAUAGCCAAGGGAAUGUUUUAUGGAUAAAUGAAAGUAAUUCAAAUACAAGUGAAAUGAAGGCUUCCCCACCAGUAGAAGCGAAGUAUGAGGGUAUUUUCAAUUCAAAUGAACUUCAAGACAAUUUUAGUGUAAGUAAAUUAUCACUGGAGUCGUCGAGUCAAACGCAUAACACUAAAAAGAGUGAUAAAAAGAAUUUAACCAAAACGAAUUCUGGCCUUGACACAAAGUUAAAUAAAGCUCAACGGUCAAAUGUUCAUAAAGACAAGCGCAAGAAAACGCCGUCUCGAACGUUGGUGGAUAAACCGUGGGAUGAAUUUGAUAUAAAAGUGACGAAGAAGGAUUCUGUUAUGGAUGAUAUUUUUGCUGACAUGGCACCAACAUUGUCACAGACACGCAAAGCACCAGCCAAGAGGACGUCAAUGUACAGUGAUGCAUUAGCUGUCGUGACCCACACUGAGGUGCGCGAUGUUUAUGUCUGUUGUCAUCCAAAGAACAAGGGCUGGUUGUAUAAAACUCUUAAUCACUUUUUUAAUCACUAUUUUGUAGUUAAAUAGUGAUUAACUCUCAAAUACGCGCUUCUUAUUGGAUGACGUUUCCACUAACUAUAGUUAACUUUAAUCACUUUUUUAUACAACCGUCCCCAGGUUAUUUCGCUUGCCUCAGAGUGACAAAACGUAACAAAGCAACGGUUUUACUAACACUAACCCUAUUCCAAACACCAACUAUAACCCUAACCUAACCCUACUCCAAGUUUGUUUCUAAACCAAUCUUGAAGAAAAACGUUUUGACGAAAUGUCAUUCUGGGGUCAGCGAAAUAACGUCUUCCGUCUCAUCCAAUCAGCCUUUCUCAAGGUCGAUUUUUGCGCCAUUUUGGGGGUACUACCUCUACCACGUUUGAGAGUCUCCGCACCACGAAAUACAACUUUUUAGUAUUAUAGCCUAGUUGUUUGAAUAAUUGUAACAGUUACAACUUUCAAAAGUCGCUUUUCACGUUGAAUUGUCUAUAGAAUCUUUCACGAGGGCAGACAGUACCCCCAAAAUGGCGGAAGAGAUUAUUCGCUGGCCUCAGAGUGACAAAACGUAACAAAGCAACGGUUUUACUAACACUAACCCUACUCCAAACACCAACUCUUACCCCUAAUCUAAUCCUACUACAAAUUCGUUUCUAAACCAAUCCUGAAGAAAAAAGUUUUGACGAAAUGUCAUUCUGAGGUCAGUGAAGUAACGUCUUCCGUCUCAUCCAAUCAGCCUUUCUCAAGGUCGAUUUUUGCGCCAUUUUGGGGGUACUACCUCUACCACGUUUGAGAGUCUCCGCACCACGAAAUACAACUUUUUAGUAUUAUAGCCUAGUUGUUUGAAUAAUUGUAACAGUUACAACUUUCAAAAGUCGCUUUUCACGUUGAAUUGUCUAUAGAAUCUUUCACGAGGGCAGACAGUACCCCCAAAAUGGCGGAAGAGAUUAUUCGCUGGCCUCAGAGUGACAAAACGUAACAAAGCAACGGUUUUACUAACACUAACCCUACUCCAAACACCAACUCUUACCCCUAAUCUAAUCCUACUACAAAUUCGUUUCUAAACCAAUCCUGAAGAAAAAAGUUUUGACGAAAUGUCAUUCUGAGGUCAGUGAAGUAACGUCUUCCGUCUCAUCCAAUCAGCCUUUCUCAAGGUCGAUUUUUGCGCCAUUUUGGGGGUACUACCUCUACCACGUUUGAGAGUCUCCGCACCACGAAAUACAACUUUUUAGUAUUAUAGCCUAGUUGUUUGAAUAAUUGUAACAGUUACAACUUUCAAAAGUCGCUUUUCACGUUGAAUUGUCUAUAGAAUCUUUCACGAAGGCAGACAGUACCCCCAAAAUGGCGGAAGAGAUUAUUUCGCUGGCCUCAAAGUGACAAAACGUAACAAAGCAACGGCUUUACUAACACUAACCCUACUCCAAACACCAACUCUAACCCUUACCCCUAAUCUAAUCCUACUACAAAUUCGUUUCUAAACCAAUCCUGAAGAAAAAAGUUUUGACGAAAUGUCAUUCUGAGGUUAGCGAAAUAGUUGAUGCCAAAAAUGGCGGAUUUUGGCCUUAGUGCAGAGAAAGGCAAAUUAAUAAAUUGUCAUUUCUAAUAAACAAUGGGUUCAUUUUCAUUUGUUUUUAUUCAGGAUGUCGAUGGAUGGUUGGACGAUGACUGGUGA
Molecule: messenger RNA, 9179 nt
Organism: Paramuricea clavata
Lineage: Eukaryota; Metazoa; Cnidaria; Anthozoa; Malacalcyonacea; Plexauridae
Source: the annotation of a GenBank genome assembly